Molecule: messenger RNA, 1022 nt
Organism: Drosophila melanogaster (fruit fly)
Lineage: Eukaryota; Metazoa; Arthropoda; Insecta; Diptera; Drosophilidae
Exons: 1
Coding region: 149-538 (129 amino acids)
Source: RefSeq, marked reviewed
CUCACAUCCAAAGGCAACACAGGCCCCACUGUUCUAAAUUUCCCAUUCGGCUAACAUCAUUUUUCUGAUUUUUUUUUUGGCGUAAAAUUAACACGUUAUUAGAGGGACCCUGUGAUUGCGCGGACAUCUAAUCCAUAAUCCUUUGAAGAUGUGCGACAAGCCCGCCUGCCCCCCGCCUCCGCGAUGCUGUCCUCCGCCACCGCCUCCCUGUCGCCCGCCGCCCACCUUGUGGCAGAAAUUGAACUGCGUUCCGUGCAACCGUUUUGUGUUCUUCAUGAUCGGGGCGGGCAUCGGAUUAUUCUGGGACCAUAUGAAGAAGGAGGCCCAGAAGGCGGCCGAGGAGGCCGCGAAAUCGCCCAAGGAGAAGGAGAAGGAGGCCAAGGAGCGCGAGAAGAAGCAGAAGGAAAAAGAGAAGGCCGAAAAGGAGAAGGCGGAGAAGGAGAAGAAGGAGAGGGAGAAGAAGGAGAAGGAAAAGAAGGAGAAGGAAAAGAAGGAGAAGGAGGCCAAGGGCAAAGAGAAGGGCAAGGAGGGCAAGUAACGACUAUAGACCCCCAAACGGACAUGUCAAGGAGCAGGAUGUUUUCCCCCAAAAUUCUCAUCGAAUCCAUAUCGUUUCUAAACUUCAAAAUUUUCAAGUGCAUUAUAUGGCAUACCUAACGAUAACUAUUGGUCAGUCCAUUGCCGCGUUGAUGGAAGGCUUCUUUAUUUACUAUCUAGUGUCCACCCUUAUAAUUCCAGAUCAAGUAACAAGAUCGGAUGGGAUAUUUAACUGGAGAGAGGAAAUGCCUUUGCGAAAUUUGGAUAACCAUAUCAGGCUUAAAAUUAUACAUCACCCGAAAAUUGAAAUUUACAUUUUGGGUUCGUGAUGAUUUUGAGAUAUGAUCAUGAUCUAUGUUCUUACCGCUAAGGCUUUCUAAUACGUUGAUAUUCUAUUAAAAAUUGUACAAUGAAUACACACCAAAUGUAUUGCCCUCUGCAAGGACCCAAAAUUAGUAAAUUUAUCUAAAGUUAUUCAACAAAAA